Molecule: messenger RNA, 810 nt
Organism: Macrosteles quadrilineatus (aster leafhopper)
Lineage: Eukaryota; Metazoa; Arthropoda; Insecta; Hemiptera; Cicadellidae
Product: ATP-dependent DNA helicase PIF7-like
Exons: 1
Coding region: 1-810 (269 amino acids)
Source: RefSeq, a predicted model, not a curated record
AUGCGUCAAAUUGGAGAUGAUCAGAACUGUUUCAGAGAAACUUUAAAGCGUAUGGCUCUAGGCCAAUUAACUCUAUCUGACUAUGAAUUGCUUAAAACACGAUUUUCAUCAAACAACGUUGCUACAGUAAAAAGUUUCACAAGCGCAAUUCGAAUAAAAGCAAGGAAAGACGCCGUACAUCAAUACAAUCAACUCAUGUUACGGUCUUCAAACAAGCCUGUUGCUUUAAUAAAAGCAAAACAUAACAACUUAACAGCAUGUGGUGCAUCAGAGGAUGAAGCCCAAGGACUACAAGCAACUCUGCAGCUAUCUCAAGGUUGUCGCGUAAUACUACGCCAAAACAUCUGGACCUCCCAAGGCUUGUGCAACGGCAGUCUGGGGAAUGUUGUUGAUAUUGUCUAUGGACCGAAUAGAUCGAUGGACGACUUUCCAAUUUGUAUUUUGGUCCAUUUUGAUGGAUACGAAGGUCCAACUUUUAAUGGCUCUCUUCCGAUAUUACCACUCACUGUUGGAUACCGAAAAAACAACGUGUCCUGUACAAGAAGACAGUUUCCCUUGCAAGUUGCCUAUGGUAUUACUGUCCAUAAGGCUCAGGGAAUGACAGUUGACAAAGCAGUAGUUGACAUUGGUACGACAGAGUUUGCCCUGGGUCUUACGUAUGUUGCAAUGUCACGGGUUCGGUCCAUCGAAGGACUUAUAAUUGAACCAGGCUUUUCUCAAGACCGCCUUCUCAAGUGUAUCAACAAUAAUGCGGGUUGGGAAACUAAACGUAGAGAACUGGCACGUCUGCGUUCACUUAUACAGCAAUGA